AAAACAAAGGCUCGCCUUCAGGGCUGGUCAUUUCAAAUUAGUACAACCACCACACCAACUUGCCAGCUUCCAAGCCAGCUUCCAAUGAACUCACCCCACGGCAUCGAGGACUGGGAGGCACCAGUAUCGGAGGUCCGAGAUUGGACAUAUACCCUAGCGAGUACGAUCGCAUAUACCGAGGAGUCGUCACUGAUGGCCACAUUGCCGAUAGGCACUUUCGGCCUCGAGAAUGUUGUAGCGUGGAGGGAUAGGGCAUUGGCGACUCCUCGGAGUGAGAGAGCUGUAAUGCUGCUUACCUGUGAGGGAGAGAUUUUGGUGAGUGCGUUGUUCUUGUACCGAAACUGGAGAGCUCAUCGGUGGUAGAGGAAUCAUAUGAAAGUCACCGAGCAAGUUACGGCCUGGAGGAGCAAUAUUGAUGUCAUACCGAACCAUGCGCCACCUAUACAUCCCUUCGAUUCCCAUCGACGUCUGCUCUCCAUUCUGAACGACGACCCCUACGUUCCCGGCGAGGUCCCAGAUGAUACGCCAACACUCAAUGCUCGUGAGUGGGACAGGUGGUUCCUUCUGACACUCCUCGGCAAGCAACGCUAUGACGACAGGAAGGCGUCCGAGGAACGAGAGGUAUUCUGGCGCGCCAUACAGCAUGACCUACUCACCGAUCCCAACGACUGGCUGGACUUCAUGCGUGGCAAGAGGGACGAUGAGACCCAGCACCAUCGCGCCGGUCGCGAUGAACGAACAGAUGAGAUAUAUAACAAUAUGACAUCGGUUAGUCCAUCGGCAUUGGCGACGACGAUGCCAGACCACUCAUACCAUCCGCCGAUGCCUCGCCACCAGCAAGAGGCACACCAAACAACAUAUCCAGCCUCACCGCCUCCGUCUCUCGCCUUGGAUGAUGGAUAUCCGGCUCGAUCCUCCAGUUGAUAGGCUUGGUCGUUCAGGCUGCGUAAUACCUAUCUACAGAGGAGAGGAA
Guyanagaster necrorhizus is the source of this 973-nucleotide messenger RNA. RefSeq lists its product as uncharacterized. The record is from RefSeq and is a predicted model, not a curated record. NCBI's taxonomy places the organism in Eukaryota, Fungi, Basidiomycota, Agaricomycetes, Agaricales, Physalacriaceae. Bases 373 to 924 code for a protein of 183 amino acids. The transcript has a single exon.